Hyposmocoma kahamanoa is the source of this 2787-nucleotide messenger RNA. Its product is annotated as cilia- and flagella-associated protein 251-like. Gene Ontology annotation, molecular function: protein binding. Bases 37 to 2538 code for a protein of 833 amino acids. Gene Ontology annotation, cellular component: motile cilium. Lineage: Eukaryota; Metazoa; Arthropoda; Insecta; Lepidoptera; Cosmopterigidae. The record is from RefSeq and is a predicted model, not a curated record. The transcript is spliced from 16 exons.
AUUACAUUACCGUUUCACAAAGACGCUGUAAUUGAGAUGGCAUUCAAUCCCAAGAAUUCCAGCCAGUUCUUAUUGAUGACUAAGAGAGACAUUUGGAUUGGCAUAUCUGAAAAAAUCUUCGUCUACGAACGCGGCAUGUUAAAAGAAACAGACGACUACCGCCUCAAGAUCCAUUGUACGGAAAAACAUAAGACCACAGACGUCGGCAGACUGACUUGUUUCACAUUUGUGGAGAGCACAUCGCAAAUUUUGGUGGGCUGCAGCAGAGGUGGUAUUCUAGUGUUUGGUUAUACGAUGGAAUAUAACCAAGAACUAGAAGAUACAAACUUCGAGAACCUUCGGUACAUCAAGGUGUUAAAAGUUGAUCGGUAUAGGAUUAACGUUAUCAAGAGUAUUGAUGGUGUGAUAGUGACGGGCAACAGCGCAGGAGAGAUACAUUUCUUCGAUGACCACAUCAGGUUGAUGUAUUGGGUUCACGGUUUCACCGUGGACAGUGUCAAGGGGCUGUAUUUCAAUGUUAUGCCGAGGAGCUAUGAGAUUUUCGACCCUAAGUGUAGAAAGAUAUGCCCCUGCUGGGAAAAAGUUGAGACAACAACGGAUGAGGUUACAGGAAUAAAGCGGCAGAAACUGCUCAAAAUGAAGACACCUACUGACGCUACUACCAGAGCCAAGCCUUUUCUUGUCCGAGAUUUUUUGAUUUUGACACAUAACCAGGGCAUAGGGUUUGUGGAUUUUGUAACGGAAAAACUGACAACUGUAUUGGAUUACCAAAUAUCACCUGCCACCUCUUUAUCUGUACACCCUGAAAAGCAAAUAGCCUGCAUAGGCUACCAAGACGGGAAUAUAGAGAUGUUCCUUCUGAACGAACAUAGAAUAUUUACUCGACUUCACUUGCGGGAAUAUUACAAGAUUGUAAUUCCGCCUAGGGACGAAUCACUUAAAGGAGACUGCGAAAUCACCAUACCACAAUUGUCUGUCACAUGCUUGAAAUACGCUCCGUCAGGUGUACACCUAGCUUGUGGUCUGAACAACGGCCAACUGCUAUUCCUGGACCCCACCACACUGGAGAUCAAAACGCCGAAACCAUUCAAGGACACUAAAUUCGCCAUAAAGGAUAUUGCCUAUAGCGAAGAUUCACUUACCCUGGCAUUUUCGGACACAGGCAAAACAGUCUGCGUGUACAAAUACGACUGCGACACUCAAAAAUGGACCUUCAUCGGGAAGCAUAGAGCUCAUUAUAAAGAUAUUACUACCGUCUUGUUUCUUCCACGGAAAAACCCCAACGGAGACUACAAGCUUAUCUCUUUGGGAACCGAUCGCAUUAUGGUGGAAUACGAUAUUGGACAAAGUAAGGAUGAAUGUUUAGAAAUCUUAAGCUUAGACAGGAUGGACCAAUCUGCUGUGCCUCUAACAGCCAUCAACUGGCCCACUCCAAAAUACGUCGACCCUGAAACCUGCAAGAUGGACUUGCCCUUGAUACUGGUUGCCAACGAUCAGCACAAAUACAAAAUUAUAAACUACGAUACGACAAUGACAUUAUCGACCAUACUUGGUCCCCGAUAUGAACAACCUGUUAACAAAAUUGAGUUGAUAUCGAGGAUCGUAAAGGAUGAAGAAGUGGAGUACUUGUUGUUUGCUACUAAGUACGUUAUUGGACUGCAGAGAUUGCCCCUGGAUGGAAACCCUUGGAAACAUGCUGCUCAGUUGGGGCAUCCUAAUCGCUUGACCGUCAUGAACUUUCGUCAAGAUCUGAACAAUUUAUAUACAAUUGGUUCCAAGGACAACUGCAUGGUAAUAUGGUCAGCUGUUCAGGAUUCUGUUGACGCUACCACCCUUGCCGGCGGAGGCGAUCUCGACCCAUACUACUGUUUAAUAGAAAACGGAAGACCAGGGUGGCUCUUCCAGGAAAUCAGAGACCUCUUCUAUUACAUACAGAUAUUGUGCCAAGGGACUUUUUCUCCUGCUCAGAGAGGUGUUAAAGAUUAUAUACCCAUAGACUCUUUGCCUGAUUUGAUGCGCGCUUUAGGAUACUUCCCUUCGGAAUAUGAGGUAGAAAACUUACUAGUUGAAGCUAGACACAAAAUAUACCAAAAAAAGCCAGUAACUGAAAUUGAUUUUGAAGACUUCGUCAAACUAUAUCUUAAUCAUCGACCAGCCCUUGGUGAGAAUGUCAGAAAGAUUAGAAAUGCUUUCAAGACGUUCGCCACGUUUAGAAGGGACGAGUAUGUGGUGGACAGGGACAUGUUCGUGGACAUUCUUUCGGAAUAUGGCGAAAACUUUCCAAGAAACUUAUCGUGGUAUCUCCUGUCAAUCGUGUCCGGAAUCGGUUUUGACGAUCGAGCACAAAUGAGUCCAGACGAUUUCACGUUUCUGCCGAAAAAAUUGAAGCUACACGACCUUCUUACGACAAUAAUGGGCGUGCCCGAUGCAGACGCAAUGAUAGAACUUUUGUCGGUCCCCGAUUCGCUGGUUUCACAAAAUAGUGGUUCCUCUUUGGAGUCCGCUAAGGAUACCGAGUUUAAUAGGAUGUGGAUUUAGUAUUACCAUGAACCAAUAACUGAAGGAUCAAUAACCUGGAGUAGGUUAUAUUAUGUAAAUUGCUUUGAAUAGAAUUUUUUUAGACGAAUACAACCGUCGACAUCCAAAAUUGAUUAACAUUAAUUUGUUUAAAACUAGAUUUGAACCAGAAUGCCAACCAAGCGUGUACGUACGGCAUGUUUAGGCAAGUUCCUAUCGAUUAAUUAUAAAUUGCAAAAUUUAUGUUAAUACAAAUAUAUAAAAGAAAAU